Molecule: messenger RNA, 2472 nt
Organism: Helicoverpa armigera (cotton bollworm)
Lineage: Eukaryota; Metazoa; Arthropoda; Insecta; Lepidoptera; Noctuidae
Gene: Grip71
Exons: 2
Coding region: 158-1765 (535 amino acids)
Biological process (GO): microtubule nucleation; mitotic cell cycle
Cellular component (GO): spindle pole; pericentriolar material; centriole
Molecular function (GO): gamma-tubulin binding
Source: RefSeq, a predicted model, not a curated record
AAUCGGCAAAAUUUUGUCAAAGUUGUCAAAAUUUUACGUUUUCAAUUUGUUUUCAGCGACUUUGUUUAUUAUGUUAAUUUAAAAGCUAUAUUCAAUUAAAGCAUUUUAGAGGGGAAAGCUCCUGUCUGUAACCGGGCUUUUUACUGUAAGCAUAAGAAUGUAUUUCUCCUCUAUAAGUUCCCGGUUACUCUUAUACGAUACCAACAGUUGGGAUUUGAAAAAAAGUUACUGGUGUUAUGAAGGGAUACUGCGGGAUAUAUCCUGGAGCGAUGAUAGCAAAUAUCUGUUGCAGGUCAAUUCUAAGGGUGUAGUAGAAAUACUAAGUCCAGCUGAUCAUGACAUCAGAACUCUCCAGCACAUACCACUGAAAGACACCUGGUCGGCCAGCUUCCACCGAGAGGGUCACCGUAACAUCGCCAUCGGCACCAGAAGUGGUAAUGUCAUGAUAUGGGACACUAAAAAUAAAAAUAUCACAAAAACAUUCCCAACACCAUCCCAACAAUCGUGUGUGAACUUUGUCAGCUACAAUGCCAAGAACACCAGUCUUGCUGCUUCUAUGCAAAAUGGAGAUACCGUUAUCUACGGUCUUGUUUCAAACAUUCCUGUGCUGACAGUGAAGCUUUCCUGCUCUAAAAGUAUCUCUGCAAUGAAGUUUCAUCAUGAGAGUCGAUCUUUACUCGGUCUAGCCACUGAUGAAGGCCACAUUGUCAUCCGUGACAUUACCACCAACAAAGAUAAAGCCUUCUUUGAAAAUGUCCAUGCGUCACCUGUCAGUGACAUUGCAUAUUCUCUCAUAAAUAGAGAUGUAUUGCUGUCCACUGGGUAUGAUAAAAUCAUGCAUGUUUAUGAUGUAAGAUUACAGAAUGUUGUAUCUACAAUAAGAACUUCAUACACUCUAACCUCUUUAGCGAUUAAUGCUGAUAACCAAGUUGCUCUUGGAACUAAGAAUGGUGUGGUGCUGGUGUAUGAUCUCAGAGACCUCACGUGUCCCACUAAAAUAUUGAAAGGCCACGAGGAAGAAGUACACAAGGUAGCAUUCCAACCAAUAAGAAGAAGGAUGGUAUCAACUGAUAUAAGUCUUAGGGAAGAUACAGUGGAGGUAAACCAGUCUCCACAAAAGCUUGGUUCUCCGGUGCGACAUAGAACUUCAGAUAUGUUCUUUGUCUCUGAUUCUCCACCAAGAAAUAACUUGGAUGUGUCACCUCAGAGUGGUGAUGCAAAAGCAGACUCCUUCCUUGUCAUGAUGGGUCUUGAUAAAUCUAAUGAGAUUGAGGAAGAUGUUAAUAAAUCUACAGAAUUUGAGAGGAAGAGUGACAGACAUGAUUUGAGGUACCGACAAUUGGAUGCAGAAAAAAAUAUUAGCAAGAUAUCAACUCCAAUAAACAGCCGGACAACUGAGAACUUGGUAUUUCCUUCACCUGUCAUAGUGAAUGGGGCUCCAGAUGAUGGAAGGGGCUCCAAUGUUAAUCUUUCACUUCUAAAGCCAUCUAACUCAACCCAAGGUUUGGCUGUGGAAUCAAAGGCAGUUGAAGAGUUAAAGGAUUUCAUCAAGUUGACCCUUGCUGAUGUGGCUGAUGAUAACAGGAACUAUUUCCUCCAUAUUAUGAUGGCUCUAACUAAACAGAAGUUGUACUUAGAGAAGCAACUGUCUGGGAUGACUGAGCAAUUACAGAAUAUGAAUCAUAUUCAAAAUGCUUUAGUUGAAACAAAUAGAAAACUCGCAUUUGAAAUUGAUCAGCUUAAAGCUAGACAGAGUUAUUUAUAACUUUGUAAAAACAUUCAAAAUUUAGGGUAAUAAAUGUUUGAUUUAUUCAGUAUGCAGAAUUUAAAUUUCAUGAUAGAUUAAAAAAUAAAGGUUUUGAUUCCAAUAAAAACUGCAUAGCACUGAAUGACUCUACAUUUAAUACUGGCAUAAGUAGAUAUUAGGUGCGCUCUUUUUGUUCAAAUGCAUUAUACCCACGCCUCCCUAAUUCUUCUAUAAUAUUCAAAACUCUAUUUAUGCUCUCUAUAUCCUAAAAGGGUACCUACUCUGUCUAGCGAAAAAAAUAUAAUGUUGAAUCUCGAAGUAUUCAUAAACCCUAAAUCUAAAAAAAAUAAUACUUAGGUAAAUUAUUGAUAGCCAUGAAAUGUAUCACAAAUUUAAAAUUAUUUAAAUUGUUAUAGUGACUGAUAAAAAGGAUUAACCAUUCCUAAAAAUACGUAUAUAGUGCCAAAUCUGUAUUGUAUAAUAAUAAUAAUGAAUUUGCUUGUUUGAAACUGGCUAGUUUUCGUAAACCAGUUAAUCUGUGCCAUUAGAGAAAAUGUUACGUUUUACAAUGUACCAUUAGUAUUUUAUUAGUGGACAAUAAUAAAUAUCAAUUUACAAUUUAAUUUGUUCGUACUCUAAUGCUGUGAAAGUGCAUUUCGUUGUUGUUAGUUUGAUUGUUAAUAGUUACAUAAGUAGAUGUGGAUUCAAUAAACCGUUUUCUAACA